This is a messenger RNA of Heterocephalus glaber (naked mole-rat), 1035 nucleotides long. Its product is annotated as testis-specific serine/threonine-protein kinase 1-like. The record is from RefSeq and is a predicted model, not a curated record. Gene Ontology annotation, cellular component: cytoplasm. Gene Ontology annotation, molecular function: ATP binding; tau-protein kinase activity. Gene Ontology annotation, biological process: protein phosphorylation; intracellular signal transduction; microtubule cytoskeleton organization. NCBI's taxonomy places the organism in Eukaryota, Metazoa, Chordata, Mammalia, Rodentia, Bathyergidae.
AUGGGUGAAGAUGUUGUCCUUAGGAGACAUGGCUACAUUAUGGGAAUAAGUUUGGGAGAAGGCUCAUAUGCCAAAGUCAAAUCUGCUUACUCUGAGCACCUAAAGAUCAAUGUGGCUAUCAAGAUCAUUGACCACAAGAAGGCACCCAUUGACUUUCUAGAGAAAUUCCUUCCCCGGGAACUUAGGAUUCUAACUAUUCUAAACCAUGGCUCCAUCAUCAAGACCUAUGAAAUCUUUGAGAGAAUCCAGGGCAAGAUCUACAUCGUCAUGGAAUUUGGGGCCCAGGGCCAUCUUCUGGAAUUCAUCAAAACCCAGGGAGCCCUGCAAGAGGAUGAUGCUCGAAAGAAGUUCCACCAACUCUCUUCAGCCAUCAAAUACUGCCACGACCUGGACAUUGUCCACAGAGACCUCAAGUGUGAGAACCUCCUCCUUGACAAGGACUUUAACAUCAAGCUGUCAGAUAUUGGCUUCUCCAAGUGCUGCUCACAGGACCACAGCAGUCAACUCAUUAAGACCUUCUGUGGGUCAGCUUCAUAUGCAGCCCCUGAAGUGCUACAAGGCAUCCCCUACCAACCCAAGGUGUAUGACAUCUGGAGUCUGGGUGUGAUCCUCUACAUCAUGGUCUGUGGUUCCAUGCCCUAUGAUGAUUCUAAUAUCAAGAGAAUGUUGAGUCUCCAGAAGGAGCAUCGUGUCAACUUUCCAUGCUAUAAGCACCUGACCAGGGAGUGCAAGGACCUCAUCUACCGCAUGCUACAGCCAGAUGUCAACCAGUGGUUGCAUAUUGACCAGAUUCUUAGCCACUGCUGGCUGCACCUCAAGACGCAGGAUCUGUCCUCUGUAGCCACCAAUGAGGGGGAAUGCUCCCAGAGACCUGAGCCCUCCUGGAUGCCUAAACCUGGUUCUGACAAGAAAUCCACUACCAAGCUGGAGCCUCAGAAAGAGACACGGCUCAAGGAACAGCCUGAGACAAAUUUGGAGGAGCAUACUGUGCAAGUGGCCAUGCAGUUGGAGGCCCUGAGCAUCAGCAGCCAAUAG